AUGAUGGACAAUUGUUGGGAUAAUAUGUUGAGUGGGAUGAUUGAGUUUUGUGUUGGUAGACAUAUUUUAUUACCCAAUAUGGAGGAUAUUGAAGUAUUGAGAGGUCAACCUAGUCUUGCAGCUCAGCAGGUGACUUAUUAUCAUCGCUUUUAUGUUGAUUUGUAUUGUCAUGUGAUAAACUCAAUCGUGCAAGAGUUGAAUGAUCGUUUUCCAAAGACAAUUAUUGAGUUCCUUACUUGUAUUUCAUGUUUUAAUCCAACAGCCUCAUUUGCAGCUUUUGAUAUGGUUAAAUUGCUACAAUUUGCUCAAUUCUAUCAUUUGAACGUCAACGAUGACGAUCUAUUAUUACUCAGAUCUCAAUUUGACAGGUUUCUUAUGCUUUUGAGAAGGGAUGAAGCUUUAUUGAAUCUUAAUAGCAUAUCUUGUGUAACUCAAAAAUGGAUUUGUGGAGAAAAACUUGAAUGGCUCAAUGCCGAGGCGUCACCUCAGCGGGCAUUGGACCGCCCCACCGAAGAAUCUCUAGGAUUUGUGAUAUAUUCCUUGUAA
Olea europaea var. sylvestris is the source of this 546-nucleotide messenger RNA. RefSeq lists its product as uncharacterized. The transcript is spliced from 2 exons. Bases 1 to 546 code for a protein of 181 amino acids. NCBI's taxonomy places the organism in Eukaryota, Viridiplantae, Streptophyta, Magnoliopsida, Lamiales, Oleaceae. The record is from RefSeq and is a predicted model, not a curated record.